Messenger RNA from Oncorhynchus gorbuscha (pink salmon), 11509 nucleotides. RefSeq lists its product as uncharacterized. The record is from RefSeq and is a predicted model, not a curated record. Gene Ontology annotation, cellular component: nucleoplasm. Gene Ontology annotation, biological process: negative regulation of gene expression, epigenetic. NCBI's taxonomy places the organism in Eukaryota, Metazoa, Chordata, Actinopteri, Salmoniformes, Salmonidae. The transcript is spliced from 22 exons. Bases 426 to 10739 code for a protein of 3437 amino acids.
UCUACUAGCGGAGUGGAGACAAGAAAGCAAAUCAUUCUCAAAAUGGAUGCGGGGUGACAUAAGUUUCUGUUUCUUUUUUGGAAGCACUACUUUACGUUGAGUUAAUAUUACAUUACUCGGUGAAUAUAUAUAUAUAUAUAUGCUAUUUGUGACAUAUCUGAGUAUAGUGUCAGAAAAAUUCACAAAAUAUCGAAGUGUAUUCUAAUCGCGACGUUUUUUCUUUUUCGUACUUCUUCCUGGUUGCAACGUAUGUGGAAACUUGCCUUUGGCACAAAGACUUCGCCAAAUAAUUCACAUGGAUUGGCUACAUUUUUCUCGGAAUAGACGAAUUAAAAGUAUCGGAAUGUCAAUGGAAGACGGAGGUGGUCUAGGAAUGUCAAGAGGAGAAAAAGGCACAAACUGAUUUCAAUACGUUUUUUUCAACCAUGGAAAUCGAGAAUGGUGCCGCAAGAGGUGUUUUGCUACCUGUACGACCAGGUUCUGAGCCCUUCGACAACAGUAUUCUGCCUCCACUGCAGAACAUGUACAUGUAUGAGGAGUCCAAGCAGUCUUUCAGAUACAACUCUGCUUUCUUGAUAAAGAAUACCACCCUGCAAGAACGGUAUGAGGCCUUCCGAACUGAAAGGAGAGGCAUGGGAUACUCCGAGGAGGAACUGGAGGAGUCCUAUGGGUUUUUACUGUUUGACGACAAAAAUAAGGCAAAUAAACUGGGAGAAACUGGUGUAAUCCCUGGUCACAGUACAUGCUCAACGCUUGGAGAUCCUUCAAAGGGUGUGUACGUGUCCAAGUACUCAGACUGCCUGGACCUAAACCGCUGGUACCACGGGAAGUCUGGAUACAUCGCCAUCAUCAGACUCACCAAGGGCAGAGUGAAAGAUGUGACAGAGAACUACACAGUAAACUACACCCCUCCCUCUAAUGGGUUUGACUGUCAUGUAUCAGAGCAGCUCAGUGCUGUGUCAGCCAACACCAGCUCCUUCCUGGCCUUUGAGAGAACACAGUACUACAUGUAUGAGCUGCCUGGUGGAGGGGCUGACUCGACAGUCCAGCCUCCUAGCCAUGCCUGCCCAUUCGCUAUAGUGGCUUUUUCCUAUUGGGAUACCAAGACACCUGCAUCAGAGGACCAAGAGAAGAGUGAGGAAGAAAAAACAGUGUUUCACUACUACCCCUGGAGGGGUCAGCUCCAAAUCAGCUCCCGGGUCUACCAUGUGGGUCUGAAGUCUAGCACUGGACCCCUGAUUCCAGCUAAACUUCCAACAGUAAUGGCAGUUGACGGAGCCAUUAAAAUGUCAGAUCUAAGGCAGAAAUUACCAAAGGCUAUGUUUGAAACCUGCUUCAUCGGUGAAGUUUCUCUGGAAGGAAUGGGUUGGAGUCUGUAUGAGCUGGCACCCAGUGAGGCUGAUGACACCUCUCUCUCUCAGCUCACACAGGAGCUCAAGGAGAAAGACCUGGCCCUCGUAAUACAACUGAAUGAUAGUGGUUUCCUUAUACUGUUACAUUCAUCUCACUUCCUCACAUAUGAAGAUGCCGGGUCCAAUAAGCCAGAGGUAUUGCAGGGGAUGUUUGUGUUUCCGGAUUCCAGAGCUAUACAACGAGACACCAAGAUCUGCUCGAAGAAGCGCUCCCUCUCACCAGAGGGCCUCCAGGUGGUGCCUGCACUGAACUACGCAGAGACAGAGGUGGAAAAGUGCCUCCCUGAACAGAGUGGGGAGAUACGUGGUUUACUAGAGCAGCAUAUCCAGAGCUACGCUGCCCUCAUCCACCCUGGGCUUACUAUCAGUCCAUCCAGGGAAGCCAGCAUCUUCCCAGAUCAGUUUGAUGUUCCUGACGCCCUCAAAUAUCUCUACUCCACCCCAAAGUGGACUGAAAUGGGAUGGAAAUGUCUCAAGUAUUACUUCCACCAGCCGGGCUCCUUCGAGCUCUCUGUAUCCAGGGCCACGGAGCUCCUGGCGGCUGGACGAGAGGAGCGAGGGGAUGAGCCAGAUGAUGACGUCUACUACUGUCUGUCAUCUCCAGAAGGCCCCCCCAUGACUCCUGCUAGUCUGGGUGGCCCAGAGGAGGAGCAGUCAGGGGGACAGUCACCAGGAGACACAGACACAUACAUAAGUAAUGCACUGGCAGUAUCUACAGAGGACUUUGAGAAACCUGGUAUGACCAAGGCAGACAGUAAUGCACCAAAUAAAAGAGUAGAGGAAGAGAAGACCUUGUCUUCAAAGGAGGUGCAAGACAAGGUGCAACCCAAGGAGGUGCAGGAGGAAGUGCCCUCUGAUCUUAAAAAGCCUGCCGUCCCAGCAGGGGACUUUGGGAAACCUGUCUUGAAUAAGGCUGACAGUAAUGCACCAGGGACAACUUUGAUUCCAAAAGAGGUGCAGAAGGAGCUUCCCUAUGAUCUUUCCCAGCCUGUUGUGUUGGCAGAUGAUUCUGGGAAGCCUGGGAAGAACAAGGCCGUACCAGGGGUAGGAGUAGAGGAUGAAGGGACACAUUUGAACACAGAGGAAGUCCAAGUGGAUAGGCAAAAGGAGGUGAAAGAGGAUAUGCUUUCUGAUCUUUCACAGCCUGCAGAAAACUUGAGGAAAGCUGGCCCAGCAGCGUUGGGUAAGGCAGACUGUAAAGCACCAGAGGUAGGAGUAGCGAAUGAAGGGACAAACUUGCACCUGAAAGAGGUGCAAAAGGAUAUGCCCUCUGGUCUUUCACAGCCUGCAGUCUCUCAAGAGGAAUUGAAGAAACCUGGGCCGGCCCUGGCAACCAAGCCCAACAUUAAAGCAGUAGAGACAGGAGUAGAGGAUAAAGGGGGGGAUUUGCCUAAGGGGGUGCAAGAGGAGGUUCCAUGUGAUCUUUCCCAGUUUGCAGUGUCGGCAAAUGUUUUUGCAAUAGCCGGUAUGACAGUGAUGACCAAGGCCACAGAGGUGACAGAGGUUUCAACCUCACCUGUAUCAGGUGACCUCCCAACAGUGCUAGUCAUCACUGCCACUGAAGGAACUGCAACCGUUGUACCUCAUAAUGAGAACUUUGGCUUGAUCAAUACAGAGUCAAUCACAAAGAACUCCUUCAGUUUGCCACCAGCCAAAGUACAGGAGAGGGGUGGAAGUGCUCUCAAUGGGCAACGUGGCAAGGCCAAUGAGGUCAAUAAUUUAUCUACAUCAGAUUGGAGGAAACGGCCAAGGAAACGGCGUAGAUUUAGCGGGUUGGGUAAACGGGUCUUGAGGUCUUCGGCAGCUGACUUUGAAGAGGAAGAAACUGAGAAGGGAUCUUUGGAUUCAAGUGAAGUCUGCUCAUUGAAAAAGAGGAAGGAAAUGACAGAUUUAGUUCAACUUAACCCAUGGAAAAAGAAGGAAAGGAUGGAUGUAACCCAGGUUCGUCCAUUGAAAAUGCAGAGGGAACUAAUGAAUUUGAUCCAAGAUCUGCCUUUGAAAAAGAAGAAGGAAAGCAAGGAUUCAAUUAACUUUUACCCAUUCAAAAGAAAGGAAAGUGUGGAUCUAAUUCACGACGGCCACCCAUUGAAAAAGAAGACAGAUCGGUGGGACUUGAAGGCAAUCAUCUCCGAAUGCGGUAGAAUCUUUGUCCCUCAUGGUUCCGCAGUUAUCGCCAAGGAUAUAGAAUCUUUGAAAGUUAUGGGGAAAGUGAUAGAUCACAAACAAUGUGCUGAUGAGAUGAUGGUUGAAGCUUGUAUCAAAGUACCCCAACCCAUAGAAACAGGAGAUGAACCUGGCCUAGAGUUGAUAAAGUCAGAUGAAAACAAAGAUCCGCACAUAUGGAGUUCAGACAGUAAAGACCAUCCACCAGAGGUCAAAAUGGCUGAUGUAGACAAGAUGGCCUCUCAGAAAUCCUCAGAACUGGUCCAGAACAAAGACAUGGAUUUUCCUUCCUUAGAAAAACACAAAAAGAAUAGUCAAUUUGUUGCAAUAUCCCUCAGUAAACUAAAGACAGUUUUUUCAAGAAGGGGAAAGAAGAAAACACCUCUCAAACCUGUUUCAGAAGAUCAAAUGUUACCAUUGGACAAAAAAAGCAAGGCCGAUGCUGGCAUGGAAAGUGUUCAUUUCAGUAAUUCCUGCAAAGAUACCCCGGACAGAACCACAGGUGCUGCUGAAUUUGCAAAGGAACAGACAUUUGGCCUAGACCCAAAGUUUGCACUAGCAUUAGGCUUGACUCCUAGGGAGUUGCAUAAUAAUGCACCCAAAUCUCCAGAAAAAAGUGAUAUUCCACUGAAGCAAGACAUUCAGAGCAGACUGGACCUGGUUACACCUCAAGCCACAUCUGACCAAAUGUCUGAGGCUUUGCCUAGCUCCCCUUCAGCAACAAUAACCUUAACAGGUCGGGGGAGCCCAUUAAAAAUGAAAUGCAAGCCUGCAGACUCCAUAAGGAAAAAAUGGUGGUUGCACUAUCACACACCAACUUCUUUUGAAAAAGAGAAAGUAGCACAACCUAUAUCCUCCCAACUACUGACACUUAACCCUGAUGUCAGGCGUGUUGUCAGUAGGGGUAGGCCUCGCACAGUGAAGAAAGAUACCAGUGAUGCAUCAUGCCCACCAGCAGAUGCUCUGACCCUAUUGGCCGAUUUGGCCCUUAGUACCAGUAACGACAAAGUACUGGACCAGCAGCCAGACCACCUGGCACUUCAGCAACAAGAAUGCUGUCCAAGUUUGCUUAUAAGUGACAACAGUGUCAAAGAUGGCGGCUCUCCUCAUGAGUCAGAUGGUGAACCAGAGUCUGUCCUUCAUGAUGCACUGCUGAAGCACCCUUCUGUUGCUAGGCUUAAACUUCCCCCUCAGUCUCCGUCACCCAAGGGGCUGGUGGUGGGGAGUGGGGAGCGGGUUGUGUUAGUCUCACAAGAGCAUUCUUACUCACUACCGCCAUCCUCCUCUCUACUAUUGGGUUUGUCAGGUUCAACCCUCCAAGUCCCCAUUUCGGAGGCACUUCAGCCGCAUUGCAAGGAUAUGGUCUAUGGUGACGGAACUCAAGCACUACGGCCCUUCCUGUGUCAGGAGCAGAACAGGAAGGAACUCGGGAAGGAAUCCGGGGUGGCUCCAGAAUCCACGAGAAAAGGAAUUGGGCGCAGGCAGAAGUUCCGUCGGUUACGGCGGUUCAUCGAAAAAGACCGCUCAGUUCAAGUGACAAGGCUGUGGAAGGAAAACUAUGACUUUAAUUCAGACAGCAAGUUUACCAACGACCCUAUGGAUAAAACAGUUAUUAGAGCCCUACAUGGCCCAUGGGAUUUCAACAUUGAGGACACAAACGAACAGGUUCAGCUCAUCAUCCACAUGUGGAUAGGUCUUUUCUACAGCAGGUCCACUGCUAGGUUCUUCCAGGCAGACCCAAGUCUUCUAUGUAUGGAGGAAAAAGAUUCUACAGAAGUGGAUCAUGGAAUGGUACAAGCCCAGGUUACAUCUGAGACCAAGACAAGUUCCCCUGCUUAUAUUGACCUUUCCAGGAUCCCAGAACCUGACGUUUUGGACCGUAGUAAUGUGGGUAAAAAAGAAUCACAACCAUUAAGCUUGGAACCUAAGGCAUUGGACCUUUCAGUGAAAACAACCUCGACUGUGUUAGAUUUCACUGUAGACACAAAGGAUUCCCCUGAGUCCAAGCAAAGUAUAUAUUUAAAAAGUCCUUCAGUAUACGAACCAGAAAGUGGACUCCACAAGGAAAUCAUCUCUUUUCACAAACAAAGUACAGGUCUUGAGUUAAAGGUUUACAGAGACCGUGAGGACAGCAUGACGUCAGACAAAACGAGUGAACUGGAUGAUGAUGAAACUAACACCCAUGAUAAUGACAGCAAUGGUACCCUCCAAAAUGAUGUGUCCCCUAAAAGAAGACAUUUGGAAAGUGAUGGAUCGUACAUUCUCUUGUGUAAACAGGCAGCAAGUGUGUACAUUAAUCAAGAAAAGGUCCUGGAGACUCAAAGAAUUGACCGGGGUUUGGAGGGCAAAGCCAAAAAGGAAAUCCAAAAGGAAGAGAGGAGCCAUGAUGGAGAACAAAACAUAGCACGUCUUAAAACCAUGGAAUCUAAAGAUGUUGAUGAGGCGCAACAAGUUCAAGAUAACGAUUCAGUCAAAACAAUGUCAUGCACAGAGGUGCUAGGGGAUGGUGACCUUACCAAUAUGGCUGACAGAGUUGAGUGUAAUGCAAGUGAACCCAGAGAUGGGUCUUACGUUGCCAUCUGUGAUGGCAGUGAGUCAAAAAUGCACAAAGCAUAUCCUAGCGUGGAGGAUUCUGUUGAAGCAGCAAAACCAGAAGCAGUGCAUGUUGGGAAAGACACCACAAACAAGGAAAUCAAUGCACAACCUGCUGGGAAUGAUUCCAUUGGUAAGGCACUCAAAGCAAUGCAUGAUGAAAAGAUUCCCAAAGAUGUGUCACGGGAUGAUGGGAACUCCAAAAAUGAGGUGCAAACGGCAUUGCAGGAAGGGAAUGAUAAUGGUGUUGAGGCACAAACGGCAUUGCAGGAAGGGAAUGGUAAUGGUUAUGAGGCACAAACGGCAUUGCAGGAAGGGAAUGAUAAUGGUGAUGAGGCACAAACGGCAUUGCAGGAAGGGAAUGAUAAUGGUGAUGAGGCACAAACGGCAUUGCAGGAAGGGAAUGAUAAUGGUGAUGAGGCACAAACGGCAUUGCAUGACUGGAAUGAUAAUGGUUCUGAGGCACAAACGGCAUUGCAGGAAGGGAAUGAUAAUGGUGAUGAGGCGCAAACGGCAUUGCAGGAAGGGAAUGAUAAUGGUGAUGAGGCACAAACGGCAUUGCAGGAAGGGAAUGAUAAUGGUGAUGGGGCGCAAACGGCAUUGCAGGAAGGGAAUGAUAAUGGUGAUGAGGCGCAAACGGCAUUGCAGGAAGGGAAUGAUAAUGGUUAUGAGGCACAAACGGCAUUGCAGGAAGGGAAUGAUAAUGGUGAUGAGGCACAAACGGCAUUGCAGGAAGGGAAUGAUAAUGGUGAUGAGGCGCAAACGGCAUGGCAGGAAGGGAAUGAUAAUGGUGAUGAGGCACUACCAGCGGUGAAUUAUGAAAAAGAGUCAGGAGAUAAAGCAGCACCUGCAGUAUGUGGUGGGAAUAAUUCUGUGGCUGAAACACCACCAGAGAUAUCACAUAAUGAAAAUGAUUCCCAAAAAGAGACACCGUCAGUGGUGCAUGGUGGAAAUGAUUCGACACUACCUGUGAAAUUGUAUAGCAAGCUGUAUAUAGACGAAGAACCCACCGAUGAGGUACAACCAAUGGAACAGGUUGGGAAUGUUUCUGUUGGCACCACUAGAGUACUGCUAGAGAUGCAGGUUGAGAUUAAAUCUAAUGAUGAGGUACUGACCACGAGAGUAUUUCCACUGUGUGAUGGGAACACGCCUUUUGUAGGUGAGUUCGACACACCCAUUCAGUCCAAGGAUGUUUCAGGAGAAGCUAAAACAACAGCAGUUGAGACCGAUUUCAAUGGGAUUAGAGAUUCUAAAGAUCAAAAACGGAUAUCAAUGCCGGGUCAGAGUAAAUCUGAUAUUGACACACAAGGGCCCCGACAUUCUCAAGACGAGACAUCAGAGGUACUGACAGGCCAGGUAGAAAUACCACUGAUUGGAGCAGGAAUUCCCAGGGACGAUAUCUCACACACAGAUGUUCUACAUUCACACAGUCAGACAUCAGAGUGUGCUCAGAUAGAAAUACCAUUUAUUGGAGUAGAAUUACCAUUCAUUGGAGUAGAGACGGAUAGCAAGGAUAUCAUGCACACAGAGGUGCACGACACUCACUUGUGUCAGAAAGACACACCAAUAUCUUCAGUGUGUCAAAGUGAUCAUUUGUUUUCAGGUGAAAUGUUUAGAAUAGUUUCAAAGGCAACUGAAUCUGUCAGUAGAUGCCCAACACCUAUCGUGGACGAUGGUUACAUCCCGAUUCCUGACAUCGAUAGUGGCUGCUUGGUUAACUGCGAUGCCAGUGGGGUAGGCAAACCCCUCAGCAGAUGCCCAACACCUACACAAGAUGAGCCACCUUUCGUUACAGAAUUGUCUUAUGACCAUCACACACUGAAGACUGUUUUUUUACCCGAUUUGAAAGACAUCAACAGUCCCAACCUCAAUAGUGGUUUUGCUCUUAUUGAAAAUGAAAAGGCUUAUUGUGAACCACAUGAACCAAGUCUUGGUUGCAGCCCUAGCUCUGUAGAGAAUAUGUUGCAUGAGUUGCGUAAAUCCAGCAACAAUAGCAAACCAAAUAAUCUGGAAGCCAUUGGUAAUCAGUUCUCUCAAUUAUGGACUGAACCCCGCAAGAAGUCAAUCGCCACUAGCACACCCCUCAACACCCCCUAUACUUCUUCAAAGGAAAAAAACGAUUACAGUCCUUAUUCAAAUAUGCGACUUACCCCUGCUGAACAAGACCUGUAUGCUCUUUCAAGUCACGAUUCACUGCAUAGGUUCCCUGCCUCCUUUCCCAAAACCCAUAGCACCGUAACACAGGAAGCAGCAUUAUCUGUGCCAUCAACCCACCUUGAAGUCCUGUCCAAUGACACAACAGAAAGAAUAUUAACUCGGGACUUGCGUGAAAUCGCUUUGGAGGGAGACACUAACUUGUGUCCUGCGUCAACAGAGAUUAUCAUACAGUCCAUCCGUCAGAAUAUCCCAGGAGUAAGUGGACCUACAGCAGCUUCUCAGAACCUUUCAGGGCCCAACUUUACUGAGCCCCAUCCAUACAGCCAACAACUUGCCAUGGCUGUGAAUCUCUCCAAGAGUGAAGGCAGCAGAGGAGAGUACAGCUGGAAAGAAGGACAAACGAAUAUUGACCCUAUGUCUUCAGAUGUUGUAAAAAGCAAACAAACCGCUGCCCCUGUCCACUCAAACACUAAUCCUCUCCCGUAUAACACACCAUAUGUCACCGAAAUGAGGAGACAGAUUGCAAGUUUGCAAGAUUAUGUUAUGGAUGAAAGUGAGGAGCCUGCCGUAGAGCAAGACAACAUUGAAUCUAGUCUAGAGACAAAUUGGAUAUCAAAUGACCAACACGCAAGUAAUACAUCCCAGUUGAAUAAAACAAAACUUGACUUCAUCAACUCUUUACGCGAGUAUCAGCAAUGGGAUAAAAGGGAAUUUGAUGUUUUGGACUUCAGCAAGCAAGGCACUUCCUCUUCAGUCACCUUCCAGUCUGAAGAAUCAGACAAAAUAUUUACCCGUAUGGAAGAGAACAAACAGGACUGGUUAAAGUAUUGUAGGUCAGAGAGGAGUGGGAACACCUCCAAAAGCCAAAUCGAUUUGGACGAUGAGCACGAGGAAGUUUCCUCAUUUGCAAAGCCAUGCCUAGUUACAGUUUUGGAUCACAAAGGAAACAGAAUCACCUAUGAAAACUAUCCCGUUCCGAAACCUUCAACAAGCACGCACACGUGGACAGCUCCGAACCCAAACAGACAGGGCUCGAGCAGUUUUCUGGAGUUCUCCAAGAGGUGGGAUGAUACACAUAACACUGAUGAAUCUGACCUCACUCAGUCUUCUGUGGAUCUGGAGACCCUCAUCUUCUCAGAGAGAAUGAACAAGAUGCUAAAACGUAAAAGGAAGAGUAGCAGCAGCAGGUACAACCGAUCAAAACACCACAGGUCAAGUGUAGAAGAAAGAGCUUCCUCCUGUAGCCCGGCUGUGACAGUGCACUUUUCCAGCCUGCAGGAACAGGAAAGCUCGGAAGAACACUGGGAGGGACUACCUUCACUCGCAGGGCAGAAGUUAAAAAUAGAUAUGCCUGAAAGGAAGGGUAUGCCUGAAGAAACAGACGGAGAUAUGCCACAGCAUCUUCAAAAACUCUCCUAUACAAAGGGCAGUGAGAUGACGCAUGUCAACGUUUCAGAUCUGGUUGCGGAAAGUUUCAAGGCGUACCAUGCCAUGAUGACUGAGGUCUGUGCAGGCAGAAAGUACCCACACAGAACUGAGAGACGAGAGAGAGAAGAAGCAAAGAGAAACAGUUUGCCAAAGUCUCGAACCCCAAGCAAAGACAAAGACUUCUGUGGUCAGAUGAAGAAGGACAUGUAUGACAGCCUGCAUGAUAAUCUGAACUCUGUUGUGAAACAGUCAUGUAAGAACAAGUUCAGGUUCUACAUACUGGUGACAUCAGAUGACCCAUUCUUCAACGAGACAAAGGAGCUGUUAGAAGCAGAGGGACACAUAACAGUAGAACAGUCUCAAUUCUGCCUUGGAAAGGAUAGUCCCUCAUCCCCUCUAUACAUUAUCUUGAGGAACGAAGAUAUUGCUGAACACAUUUGUGAGGUCCCUCACUUGCUUGAAUUGAAGAAGUCUCAGAAUGUGUUGUUUGCUGGUAUUGACCGUCCUGAUGACAUUGUGAACCUGACCCACCAAGAACUCUUCAGCAAAGGCGGUUUUGUGGUGUUUGAGGGAGCAGCACUGGACACACUCAGUCUCAGCAACAUUAAGAAAAUGUCUGGUUUCCUUGAGGGGCUGAGUAAAAAGGGGAAGUGGAAAUGGCUCUUGCAUUACAAAGACAGCCGGAAGUUGAAAGAGAGCGCACGGUCUAGUGCUGAGGCACAGGGUAAAAAGAGCUUCAUGGACAACUGCCAGGAGGCUGGAAUGGUGGAGGUCUUACCCUACCAUGAAUGUGACGUCAUUUCAAGGACACGACCCAACUACCUCCACUGUCUAGUCCGCCUGCAGGUCCAGAACGUAUCAGCUCGUCUACCUGUAUUUAUAACUGACACAACGGCAGACAAAGCGUUUGCAAAACAUGGGAUAUUCACAAUGAAUAUUAACUCCUUCUUGCUGAUUUCUCAGAGUGACACUUGCACUAUUUCUUAAACUGACGGGGAAGCCUGACAGAAGUCUUCAGUACGAUCAAUCAAAUUUGAUUUAUAAAGCCCUUUUUAUACUGAACAAAAAUAUAAAAAUGUAACAUGCAACAAUUUGAAAGAUUUUACUCGUUUAGAGUUCAUGUAAGGAAAUAAUUUAGGCCCUAAUCUAUGGAUUUCACAUGACUGGGCAGGGGUGCAGCCAUGGGUGGGCAUAGGCCCACCCGCUUGGAAGCCAGGCCCAUCCACUUGGCAGUCAGGCCCACCUACUGGGGAGCCAGGCCCAGCCAAUGAGAAUGUGUUUUUCCCCACAAAAAGGAUUUAUUAGACAGAAAUUCAGUGUACAUUAUCAACAGCUAUCACAAAGUGAUUUAAAUUAACCCGACCCAGACUCCAACGAGCAAGCAGAAGAACCGUGGCAAGGGAAACGUUGUAACCUCGCGAAGAACCAGACUCAGAAGGGGAUGCCCCUUCACUCCAAAAUCUGCUUUUUAGGGGAUCAUUGGGAGUUAGACACACUGAUCUAAAUCAUUGUGGUGUAAGAAUAAAAUUAUUCUCAGUAAGUUAUGUUUAUAGCAAGGCUUUGUGUAUUGCUGUUUUAGUCUCUUUUUUUUGGUUCCUUAGUGUAAAUCAAAUUGUGUAGAUUUAUUUAUUCUUAAUUUUCUAUGACAGGUAGAUUCUGUAUAGAUUGACAUCUGCUUCAAUGCAGAGCUCUGUGUUAGUGUAUUUAUUUGUAUGUUUGUAAAUACAUUUAUUGCACCUUUGCGAUAAAGAAAUUGA